Labrus mixtus (cuckoo wrasse) is the source of this 466-nucleotide messenger RNA. It is a transcript of the gene mrpl53, whose product is annotated as mitochondrial ribosomal protein L53. Gene Ontology annotation, cellular component: mitochondrial large ribosomal subunit. The transcript has 3 exons. The coding region runs from base 48 to 374 and encodes 108 amino acids. NCBI's taxonomy places the organism in Eukaryota, Metazoa, Chordata, Actinopteri, Labriformes, Labridae. The record is from RefSeq and is a predicted model, not a curated record.
ACUGAGAAGUGCCAGCUUCAGUCACAGCUGAGGUCACAACAGAAAACAUGGCGGCGUCCAGGAAAGCAACCGUGGUGUUGAAGACUGUGAAGAAAAUAGCGAUUCAGUUUUCCGCGUUUGAGUCUAAUGUUCGGUCCACACGGGAGUUUCUCGCCAAGGUGGGAUCAGAAAAAGCCAGAGCUACUAACAUAAACUGUGAGGUGAUAUCCACAGUGAAACACGACAAGUCUGAACCUGUAGUGGACAUAACCUAUGUAGAUGGAGAGAGGCUGCUGAUGAAGGGAGCUAAGCUGACCAGCAGUGAGAUGCUUAACACGUUUCAGUCCCUGUGCACAGCCAAGGAUCCACAGGCCAAAACUGCAGCGAAAAAAUAACGUUAAUCUAACCCCAAAUAUGUCUGUGUUGAAUUUCUCUGAACGUUUAAAGUAUUUUGUUUGAGGUUUAUAAUAAAAGUAUUUCACAUGAA